UGAUUCUGCCUGUUGGUAUUCCCAGAAUCUUAAACUUGAUCUCCAUCAGAGAACUGCGAUCCUGCCUCCUAAACACGACCAAACACAAAACAGCAACUCAUAGCAGCAAGAUAUUCAAGAUGGUCAUUGCACAGACUACUCAAGGCAUCUCCUCUACAGGCCGCUGGGUUAUACAAAACCGGAAUAAGUGGUCUGCUCCUCUGGACAAAGCAAAGCGCAAAACCGCCCUCCUCCGUCGCUCUCUCAUAGCUCAUCAGCCUGUUUGGUUUGCGGGUGGAGGUGCGGCGUACACAACUGUGGGUGCGGUCUAUUUGACGUUACGGUAUUUGCGGCGGAUUCGGUGAUGGUUUACGACGGAUGAAUAGGGAGGGUAACUUGGGAGGAAUACUUGUCCACCGGAAGGGGGUACAAUCACACUUGGGAUCAGUUGAUAUGGCAUGGGCGAUAUCAGAAUUAGGGUCUGCGGAGAUGGUCUCGUGUACAUAGUGCCUACUGCGGAGAACUGGUGAAACCAAAUGACACCACUCGUGGAACAGUUGCACUACUAUGCCAUGAUGUGACCUACAUCGUGCCAUAUUCUGAGGAAGACAGGCUGUUGUUACGCAGAAUCAAGAUGUUGGAAAUACCCGG
Aspergillus glaucus CBS 516.65 is the source of this 630-nucleotide messenger RNA. RefSeq lists its product as uncharacterized. The transcript is spliced from 2 exons. Bases 120 to 344 code for a protein of 74 amino acids. The record is from RefSeq and is a predicted model, not a curated record. Lineage: Eukaryota; Fungi; Ascomycota; Eurotiomycetes; Eurotiales; Aspergillaceae.